AUGAUUGUGCUGAUUAGCGUUGACUCCCAACUCCACAGCUCCAUGUACUUUUUCCUCAGCAACUUGUCCCUCUUAGAUGUUGUCUCCUCCUCUGUGAUUGCCCCCAAGCUUUGCCUCCUGGCUGUGACGGCCUACGAUCGCUUUGUGGCCAUCUGCCACCCAUUGCUUUAUUAUGUCAUCCUGUCCAAGAAAGUCUGCUUCCAGGUGGUGGCUGGCUCUUCCCUAAGCACCUGUGUCAAUGUAUUCAGUCUGUCCUUUGGCCACUCCAAUGUCCUCGAUCAUUUCUUCUGCAAUAUUCGCCCACUCCAAGAAAUCUCCUGCUCUGACUUUCGUAUCAAUAAGCGAGUGCAUUUCAUCUUUGCAGCCAUAGAAACAAUAGGCACCAUUUUCACCAUCCUCAUCUCCUACACUUACAUCAUCUUUGCUAUCCUGAGGAUCCGCUCCACGGCAGGAAGGCACAAAGCCUUCUCCACCUGCACCUCCCACCUGACUGUCGUUUCCUUCUUAUAUGGGACCCUGAUCUUUACAUAUUUACGACCCUCAUCUGGCAGCUCAGUGGACUGGGAGAAAAUGGUGGCCGUGUCCGAUACCCUUGUGAUCCCCCUGCUGAACCCCCUGAUCUACAGCCUGAGGAACAAGGAGGUGAAGGACACCCUGAGGAGGACAAUACACCAGAAAAUUAUUCCUCGCUGUAUGUAA
Mauremys reevesii (Reeves's turtle) is the source of this 699-nucleotide messenger RNA. Its product is annotated as olfactory receptor 1009-like. Lineage: Eukaryota; Metazoa; Chordata; Testudines; Geoemydidae. Gene Ontology annotation, molecular function: odorant binding; olfactory receptor activity. Bases 1 to 699 code for a protein of 232 amino acids. The transcript has 2 exons. The record is from RefSeq and is a predicted model, not a curated record. Gene Ontology annotation, cellular component: membrane. Gene Ontology annotation, biological process: G protein-coupled receptor signaling pathway; sensory perception of smell.